Messenger RNA from Rhodotorula toruloides NP11, 1314 nucleotides. RefSeq names its product salicylate hydroxylase. The record is from RefSeq and is a predicted model, not a curated record. Gene Ontology annotation, molecular function: FAD binding. Gene Ontology annotation, biological process: secondary metabolite biosynthetic process. The transcript is spliced from 8 exons. NCBI's taxonomy places the organism in Eukaryota, Fungi, Basidiomycota, Microbotryomycetes, Sporidiobolales, Sporidiobolaceae. The coding region runs from base 1 to 1314 and encodes 437 amino acids.
AUGUCUGAAGCUACUCUCAAGCCACUGCGUGUCGCCAUCAUCGGCGGCGGGAUCGCGGGACUCUGCAUGGCGCUUGCGCUCCAGCAGCGGAUCGAGGAGGGUGCGGACAUUGAGUACACGGUCUACGAGCAGUCGCGCAAGUUUGGAGAGAUCGGAGCAGGAGUCUCCAUUGGCCCGAACAGCCAGCGGGUCAUGAGGGCCAUGGGUCUCGGCGCGGUUCUUGAUGCAGUGGCAGCUCCGCCAGGGAAGGACAAGGACCUCUGGUUCGCGUACAGGGUCGGAGACGCGGGCGAGAACCAGGAGAAGGAGUUUGCGCACGUUCGUGGAACGGAUGCGGCUUGCGGUUCUGUCCAUCGUGCCGACUUUCUCGACCAGCUGAUCAAGAAGCUCCCUCCGAACGUCGCCAAGUUCCAGCAUCGUGCCUCUCGGUACACCCAGCACGACUCUGGCGUCACAAUCCACUUUGAAGACGAGAACCUCCCUUCCGCCGAAGCCGACGUCGUCGUCUGCUCCGACGGGAUCAAGUCCCUCUUGCGCGGCCACAUGUACCAGAAGCUAGGCUUGGACAUGGAGAGCCAGAAGGCGCGGUACGCGGAGUGGAUUGCCUGGCGAGGACUGGUGCCCAGGGAGAAGUACAACGAGAUCUUUGGCGAGGGCGCAGUGGAGAACAUCAUGCAUGUCGGCACGGGCAGGCACAUCCUCACUUUCCCCGUUCGCGGCGGCUCGCUGAUCAAUAUCGUCGCUUUCGUCCGCGACGAGGAGCAUAAGAAGCUCGGCAACCACACCUCACCCUGGAGCGAACCCCGACCGAAGUCAGAGAUGAUGGAGGACUUUGCGCGCUUCAACGACCGGUGCAAGGCGUUGCUCGAGGCUAUCGACAAUCCCUCGAUCUGGGGAAUUUUCGCCAUCCCACAGCUCACGCGAGUGACGGACGACCGUGUCGUACUCAUUGGUGACUGCGGGCACGCGACGACGCCUCAUUGCGGUGCAGGAGCGGGUCAGGGCAUCGAGGACGCCUACUUUCUCGCGCAUUUCCUCGCGCACCCGUCAAUUCUCCGCGCCUCCUCCCCCUCCGCACGCACCACCGCCCUCAACCGCGCCCUCUCAAUCUACGAGUCAGACCGCCACCCACGCGGCGCAAAGGUCCAACAAUGGUCUCACAACGCGGGACUGUUGUAUGAGUUCCUUGGACCUGAGGGCAACGAUUUGGGCAAGAUGAAGGAGACAUUGGAGGGACGGAUGGGGUGGAUUUGGGAGUUUGAUCAUGAGAAGGAAUUGUGGAGGAUGAUGGACAAGAUUGGUGCGUCGGCGUAG